UGUCAGGGUCGGAGCUGGGAGUCGUCCAUGUUGUCUCGCUGUACUCAGGGUCUGACGUCCGUCCUCCUCGCUCUAAAGAAAUGUCCCAUGAUCCGCUACCAGCUGUCCUCGGACAUGUCCAAACGCCUGGCAGAGAGUGUCAAGCAAAUCAUCACGAAGGAGUACGAGCUGUUUGACUUCAGGAAGACAGAGGUUCCUCCUCUGCUGCUGAUCCUCGACCGGAGCGACGACGCCAUCACGCCGCUGCUCAACCAGUGGACAUACCAGGCAAUGGUCCACGAGCUGCUCGGCCUCAACAACAACAGGAUCGACUUGUCCAGAGUCCCGGGGAUCAGCAAGGACCUGAAGGAGGUGGUUCUGUCUGCGGAGAACGACGAGUUCUACGCCAACAACCUCUAUCUGAACUUUGGAGAGAUCGGCACCAACAUCAAGAACCUGAUGGAGGAUUUUCAGAAGAAGAGACCUAAAGGACACCAGAGGCUGGAGUCCAUCUCCGACAUGAAGGCGUUUGUCGAUAACUACCCUCAGUUUAAGAAGAUGUCGGGCACCGUGUCCAAACACGUGACGGUGGUGGGCGAGUUGUCUCGGCUGGUUUCGGAGCGUCAGCUGAUGGAGGUGUCGGAGGUGGAGCAGGAGCUGGCCUGUCAGAACGACCACUCCAACGCUCAGCAGAGCGUUCGCCGCCUGCUGCAGAAUCCUCGUUUGUCAGAGCUGGACGCCGUCCGCCUCGUCAUGCUCUACGCUCUGAGGUAUGAACGCCACAGCAGCAGCAUCCUGCCGUCGCUGAUGGACGAGCUGAGCAGGAGAGGAGUGUCCGAACGCCACCGCAAGAUGGUUCAGUCGGUGGUCGAGUACGGAGGGAAACGAGUCAGAGGAAGUGACCUCAUCAUGCCGACAGAUGCCGUCGCCAUGACGAAACAGUUCUUCAAAGGACUCAAGGGUGUGGAGAACGUCUACUCUCAGCAUCAGCCACUGCUUCAUGACACUCUGGAUCAGCUGAUUAAAGGUCGACUAAAAGACAGUCAGUUUCCAUACCUGGGAGCCAGCAGCCUGCGAGACAGGCCUCAGGACAUCAUCUUGUUUCUGAUUGGUGGAGCCACUUAUGAAGAAGCUCUGACUGUUUACAACAUGAACCGAAGUUCACCUGGAGUCCGCAUCGUCCUCGGAGGAAGCAGCAUCCACAACACCAAGAGUUUCCUAGAGGAAGUGAUGUCGUCAACAAGUCAUGGUGGCGAUGGACCACAAGGAAGUGGUCGCCAUGGCAGUAGACGCUGAGAAAACACACAGUCAUAUCAGUCUGAUUCUUUCAGUGAAAAUAUUACAUGAGAUAAGACAUUUGAUCUUAUCAUGGAAAAGAAAGAGAUAAACAAAUCCUGAUGUGAUUUUGUCUCUGAUGUUUCAUCCUUUAAGUUUACUGGAAAUAUGUUCACACACACACAUAGACAUACAUAGACACACACACACACACACACAGACUCACAAACAUAGGACGGGGGUCCUUGGCAGAUGUAAAUAAAAUUCCUGACAGUCUGUGUUGUUGCUUGUUGUGAUUGUUUAUUACGGGGGUCAGAAUAUUAGGAACACCUCUGAAUCUAUCACAGUGAACCUCGUUAAGAGACACAUCACAGGUUCCAGCUCAACUGCUCAUGUCUGGAACAACACAAACAGGCUCAGUGUUUAGACUCCGUCAGUCUCUGUUGGUUUUCUGCUUGUAUUUGGUGAAAUGUCCCUUUAAAGUAUCUAAAUGUUCAACUUUUAAGUUAAAAUCUAAAUAAAUCACUGCAUCCUGUGAUUCAUUAAACAAUUUCUGCAA
Paralichthys olivaceus (Japanese flounder) is the source of this 1813-nucleotide messenger RNA. NCBI's taxonomy places the organism in Eukaryota, Metazoa, Chordata, Actinopteri, Pleuronectiformes, Paralichthyidae. The record is from RefSeq and is a predicted model, not a curated record.